Messenger RNA from Guyanagaster necrorhizus, 323 nucleotides. RefSeq lists its product as uncharacterized. NCBI's taxonomy places the organism in Eukaryota, Fungi, Basidiomycota, Agaricomycetes, Agaricales, Physalacriaceae. Bases 52 to 276 code for a protein of 74 amino acids. The record is from RefSeq and is a predicted model, not a curated record. The transcript is spliced from 2 exons.
UACUUUUUAAGCUGCUUUCUUGAAUCCAUAUUUCUUAGGUGGUAACUGAACAUGCUACUUAUAUCCUCAUUCCUCGUAAGUAUCUUAGUCGGCCAUGUCAUACUGCAGUCUUUUCGCUUAUUAGUGCCGUUGCACUUUCACCACCACAUUCAUCUCUCCGGUUUCUCCGCAUCUUUCUGCAACUUGUACUCCGAGUUGGAACCUCUCUGUUCCUCCCGUCUGCUGUUCCAGCUGUUCUUUUCAUUUCGCGCAUCGGGUAUAGCCUCCACCAGGUGAAGCGGCUAUCAUAACCAGUCUCGUAUCCUGAUCGACGCCCAUCAAUA